AUGAGAACGAAACCGUUUCUUCUCAUCCUGACGUGCGUGGUAAUGACCACGUUUCUUCUGAUCCUAUUCGGUUCCGCCGGCCAGCAGAAUGAUUCGCUGAAAAACAUUGUCUCCCAGACGCACCAACAGUUCCGCAACUUCAAGAAAAACCUCCGUGAAUCCAACAGUGACCCUCGGCCAGAGAUCGAUCCGAAGUACCUCGCACAGCUCGGCUUCACGCAGCCACUGUACAAUGGCAGCCGGGCGAACUUCACGAUCGUCACGUACGCCUUGCCGGGCGAUCUGGCUUCGACGGUGCUGUACGUGCAGAGCAUGGCGCUGAAGCUGCCCAACCAGGCGCUGUUGGUGUACGAUCUUGGUCUGAGCGAGACGGAUCUUCACACACUGCAAGCGUUCUGUAACAGUUCCACCGCGCACUGCACCGUGAUAUCGUACGAUCUGAGCACACUGCCGGCGCACGUGGCCGACCGAAGCAUGCACGCCUUCCGGCCAAUUCUCAUCCACGACGCGCUCGCCCGCUCGAAGGUGAUCCUGUUCACCGAGAACAACGUCCGGUUGCGGGGAGGUCGCAACAGUGCACGAGACAUCGAGGAGAUGCGGGUGCGCACGGAAAACAGCACCUCCGGUGUGCUCGGCUGUGCCACGAAGCAGCCCGUUACCAGCCGGACACAUCCGAAGAUGUUCGAGUACUUUGAGAUUGCGGUGGACAACUUUUUCUUCCUGCCCAUGACUUCGCUCGAGUUUGUGUUCUUUCGCAACAGUGCGACGGUCAACGAGAAGGUGCUCCUGCCGUGGGUCCGCUGUGCGCUGACACUCGAAUGUCUGCAUCCGAUCGGUGCUCAAUCCGGUGGGUGCAAGUACAACAAGAAACCGCUCUAUCGGUACUCCGGGUGCCACGCGUACGAUACGUGCGCGUUCAACAUCAUCCUCGGCAUGACGUUCGGGUACGACGAGAGCAACUACUCUAACCAAGAUCUCGCGAAUCUCUACUACCUGGAAACGCUCGAGCAAGCGACCAAGAUACUGGAAAACCGGCGGAGAAACAUUAGCGACACCUCGGAGCACCCGUUCACGGAGGACUGA
Anopheles bellator is the source of this 1083-nucleotide messenger RNA. RefSeq lists its product as uncharacterized. The transcript is spliced from 3 exons. NCBI's taxonomy places the organism in Eukaryota, Metazoa, Arthropoda, Insecta, Diptera, Culicidae. The coding region runs from base 1 to 1083 and encodes 360 amino acids. The record is from RefSeq and is a predicted model, not a curated record.